Boeremia exigua is the source of this 564-nucleotide messenger RNA. Its product is annotated as 39S ribosomal protein L53/MRP-L53-domain-containing protein. Lineage: Eukaryota; Fungi; Ascomycota; Dothideomycetes; Pleosporales; Didymellaceae. The record is from RefSeq and is a predicted model, not a curated record. Gene Ontology annotation, molecular function: structural constituent of ribosome. Gene Ontology annotation, cellular component: mitochondrial large ribosomal subunit. The transcript has 2 exons. Bases 58 to 354 code for a protein of 98 amino acids.
CGCAGUCUCGCAGCCUCGCAGCCUCGCAGCCUCGCAGCCGGCCGCAACACCGCCAGCAUGAUCACCCGCUUCCUGACCGAGGUGCGCGUCGCCUUCAAUCCCUUCAGCCCGCGCUCGAAGCCCGCGCGCCUGUUCCUGUCGCUCAUCCCCGCCGACGCCCGCGCCUCGGGCAUGCUCGUCCAGUCGAAGCUGCUGCCGCGCACCAGCAAGGACAAUGCCACCUUGGACGUCAAGUUCAAGGAUGGCAAGCAGAUGAACCUCGACCUGUCCAACAUGCGCAUCACAGACGUCAUGGAGCAGGUCGACCGCCACUCGCGCAUGCUUGCGCGUAAGGAAGAGCUGACAGGCAACUAAAGCCUUGGGGCAUUGCUCGUCACAUUGCUCGUCACGUCGCUCGUCACAUCGCUCGGCACAUCGCUCCACACACUGCUCCACACACCGCAGUCUUGCACACGCGUCUGCUACCGAGCACGCGAGCCGCCGACGCCAGCACCGCCAUGUAUAUUAGCCAUGUAUAUAAGAAGCAUCACACCGAGUCACGGCACGGGCUGGAGCCACUGCAUG